Messenger RNA from Apaloderma vittatum (bar-tailed trogon), 738 nucleotides. Its product is annotated as pericentrin-like. NCBI's taxonomy places the organism in Eukaryota, Metazoa, Chordata, Aves, Trogoniformes, Trogonidae. The annotation marks the transcript as partial. The record is from RefSeq and is a predicted model, not a curated record. The transcript is spliced from 6 exons.
UUUGCUUACUUCAGACAACGAAAAGCAAAAGCCGACGUCACGCAGUCGCAGAAAAAGACGACGAAGAGGAAGGGCUCGUCUGUCCACGCAAAUGACGUUCCGAAGGAAAAGUGCGCACUAACAGCCCAGGAUGUGGGUAAGGGUAUAGAAAGUAAGGCUGAAGACUGCAACGCGCUAGAAACUAAGACAGCAACAGAGGGGAGUGCUGACUUGUCCAGCUGGGAUGUAGUGAAUGAUCAAGUGGCUGAAAAGGUUAAGAUAAAUUCUGCUGUGGAAUACACUGAGCUUGAUGCCAAGACGUGUGAGACGAGAAUAGCUGAGUUAAAGACCAGACUUCUGGAGAAGCAGGGACCAGUCGAAAGGCUCACUACACAGAUAAAUGAACUACAGGAACAACUCACCCAGCACAGCGAAUCUGUACAACUUCAGGAAACUACUGUUCAAGAGCGGAAUGCAGUCAUCGGGAAACUAACAAGCUGUCUUCAAAAGAUGAAGAAGGAUCAGGAUGACCUACGGGAGGAGGCUUCACACGUAACUGAUCAGAUCCAUGAUGUACAACUUCAGUUACACCAGGUUACUGACAUGCUGAAGAGUAAAAGCCCUGGGAAGAAUGAAGUAUUAGAAGCCCAGCAGCAGAUGUCCUUGUUUGAGAAACAUCUCAGAGAACAAAAUGCACGUUUGGAGAUGCUGCGUCAGAAAGCACAUGACUUCAAAGCACAGCUUGAGUCUUCCCAAAAG